GCCGCCGCCGCCGCCGCCGAGCGCGAGCCCCGCCGAGCGCCGCCGAGCGCCGGGACCGCGGCGGCUGAGCAGCUGCACGCAUUGCAGAGGGCGCGGAGCGCAGCGGCAGCUGCCUGCCGGAUCUGAGGGACAGCACACGUCCCCGGAGUGUCCCCGCCUUUUCCGCGGGGCUGCCGCAGGCUCGGUGAGCUGCUUUUCCCCUCCGGCCGACAGGCUGGGCGCGCAAGGGCGCGGGCCCCCGCCGGGCGCGCAGAGGCACCAUGGGCACGGUGCUAUCCCUGUCCCCCAGCUACCGGAAGGCCACGCUCUUUGAGGAUGGCGCGGCCACGGUGGGCCACUACACGGCCGUGCAGAACAGCAAGAACGCCAAGGACAAGAACCUGAAGCGGCACUCCAUCAUCUCCGUGCUCCCUUGGAAGAGGAUCGUGGCCGUGUCGGCCAAGAAGAAGAACUCCAAGAAGGUGCAGCCCAACAGCAGUUAUCAGAACAACAUCACGCACCUCAACAAUGAGAACCUGAAGAAGUCACUGUCGUGCGCCAACCUGUCCACAUUCGCCCAGCCUCCACCGGCCCAGCCGCCCGCACCCCCAGCCAGCCAGCUGUCUGGGUCCCAGACUGGGGUCUCCUCUGUCAAGAAGGCCCCACACCCUGCCGUCACCUCCGCAGGGACGCCCAAACGGGUCAUCGUCCAGGCGUCCACCAGCGAGCUGCUGCGCUGCCUGGGUGAGUUUCUCUGCCGCCGGUGCUACCGCUUGAAGCACCUGUCCCCCACGGACCCCGUGCUCUGGCUGCGCAGUGUGGACCGCUCGCUACUUCUGCAGGGCUGGCAGGACCAGGGCUUCAUCACGCCGGCCAACGUGGUCUUCCUCUACAUGCUCUGCAGGGAUGUUAUCUCCUCUGAAGUGGGCUCGGACCAUGAGCUGCAGGCAGUCCUGCUCACCUGCUUGUACCUCUCCUACUCCUACAUGGGCAACGAGAUCUCUUACCCACUCAAGCCCUUCCUGGUGGAGAGCUGCAAGGAGGCCUUUUGGGACCGUUGCCUCUCUGUCAUCAACCUCAUGAGCUCCAAGAUGCUGCAGAUCAAUGCCGACCCACACUACUUCACACAGGUGUUCUCUGACCUGAAGAAUGAGAGUGGCCAGGAGGACAAGAAGCGGCUCCUCCUAGGGCUCGAUCGGUGAGCCCUGUAGCCCGCACCAUGGCUCAAGGAUUCAAUGCAUUUUUAAAAAUUUAUUAUUAAACAGAUCAGUUUUGUGUACAGUAUGUGUCUAGCAAAGCCACCAAGGGUCUCUCCCUUCUCAUGUUAAUCUCCUUGGGGAUUUUUUCAGCCCUGCCAAGAACUGUGGGCACUUUCGAACUCACAAACCUUGUGCAAAACCCAGAAAAUGUAUUCAGAACCACGGAGGACUGACCUCUCACUUUGGGGAACUCCAAGGACUGCUGUGCCCCGCCACCUGUGCCCUUGUGUGGAUCUAGGGUGGGCAAGGCUGCCCACUGCUCCCUAGAUGGGAGCUGGAGAGGAGUCUUUGGCUGGUUGGCCCAGGGAGGAACUGAGGUUUCCAGUUGGAGGCCCUUUUCUGGCUUCUGCUUUGGGUUGCUCACCCUCCCAGAGGCUCCAGGUGCCAGCUGCCCUGACUGAGCCACAGUGGGACUGUGAGGCAGGGUCCCUACUGUCCUGAGACAUCUUGCAAUCUAGUGCAAAGAUUGUGUCUGGUUGUUUGACCAUGCAUGGUCCUGGCUUGCUGUUUGCUUUUUUAGGGAGAAGGGCUUUAGUGGAGAAAUAGAACUCCCUCCUCCCCCCUUAUAUGCUGCUCCCAGCCUGUGUUGGUAGUGUUGGCUAAUGAGCUGGUUUGACUCAUUAAAUUCUCUUAUUUUGGGUCCCAGCUAAAGGGGUGGGGUGACGCUGGGGACAGCUCCUUUCCUGGGAGAAUUUUUCAUUUGGAUAAUGCAGCAUAGUGCCCCUGUGGCAAAUUCCAAGAUAGCUGCAGGUGCCAGUUAGCAACAGCCUGCCUUCUGGUCAGGUGGGGGUGUGUGUGCCAUGCCUGAGACCAAGCCAGUGCCCACCUAAAGGCUGAGGCCUCUUGCUGGUGCAUGACAUAUGUCCUGCAGAGCCAAGGGGUAGGGGAAGCGAUGUCAGGGAUUGGGGUGAUGUGGUAAUGAUGUAUCCUCACCUCCACUCCUGUUAAUUUAAAGCUGUUUGCAAACAGUUCUUUUUCUUCUGGAGAGGAAACCUUGUGCCUCUCAAGGCCCAGUGAGACAGCUGGAUCUUGGAGACAAUUAAAAGAUGGGAGUGUGACUCCUGGUUGCUUUGGAAGCCUGCUGAUUCUACAGCUGAUCAUUUGCAGCUGGUGGUUUUGGUUUCCACCUUACCCUAGUGGCUGUAAAAACACAUGAUGUGUAUACUUUAUCGAUUUUCUUUCUAAUUCUCCCACAUUGGUGGCUUGGGACUUAGGAGAGGACCAAGAGAAGCGAGCCAAGUGUUCUUCCGUGGUCUGUCGCUCCGGCUUUGGAGAACAAAGACCAAUGUGAAGAUGCUACAGAAGAUUCUUCCAGUCCCAGGCCUCUGGGCAGUGCUGAGAUGUGGGACUGGGGUGGGGGGCGCAGAGGGUCCUUUUACAUAGGAUUAGGUUCUAGAUGGCUGCUGAUUUCAGCACAAGCACUACUGAUUUUCACAUAAAAAAGAAAGCUGUGAAAUUGAGGGCCCAAUUUAAGAGGCCUGGAGCAGAACCUGCCAGCCAGCAGUGCUCCCAGAGGCGGGGAAGAGGCCUGUGGGUGGAGAGCCUCUACCUGACUGCCCCUCCAGGCCCAGCUUAGCUGUUCCUGGACUGUCAGAUAAUCAGAUGCGGCGGGCACCGGGAGGAACCUGCCGCUGCUGGCACAGACUUCACCGCAGCAUCUUUCCUCUCUGUGGGGUUUCCACACAGCUAGCCUUGUGAUCCUGCUACCACUUGUGACCUGAGGUGGGAGACCCUGGUGGCAUGGAAGAGGGAGGGUCGGUGCCAAGUCUCAGGAGGAGGGCGCAGGUUUGUAAGUCACCUUCAGCUGGCUGAACCCGGCCUGGAACUGUGCAGUCAGGCUGCAUCCACAGGAUUCCAGUUUUGUGUCUGUUUUCUUCUCUUUCUCCGUAUUUUCUUUUUAUUUUUUUGGAGAAGGUGCACCUUUCAGGAGUGUUGGAGACUAAGGAGACAACUCUUCAGUCCCCUCAGUGUGAAGCCUGUCGCGCCUCCUCUCUCCCUUUGCACUGGUCAUCAGUAUUGUGUAAAGGAGCAACGGAUAUACUUGAGUGUGCAAGCAACCAACCCAUUGACAUGCUGCUAUGAAGACUACUUUUAGAAUAACAAUAAAAAAAGAAAAAACUAAUCUACAAAAAAAAAAAGACCCUUUAUUCUUUGUUGCUUUUCCAGUGAUAUUGUGCAUGCAAACCAGGAGCAUUUUGUGUCUUAAGAAAAAUAAUCUUAGAACAGAUGGCUGUGAAAAUUACACUCAUGCACAGAACAAGCCACAGGAGUAAUAGUCCAGGAUUUGGUUUCUUUCUCUUUUCAUCUUAAACCUGAAGGGUUGAUGUAUUCUUUCCAUGCAGUUAUUAGAAUUUAGUUUUGUUCCAGCAGUUGUUAAACUUGCAAUGAAAAGAAAACGUGCCAUUUUUUUCACUCAGAAUUAUUCAUAGCUGUAUAUUUGAAACUGCUAAUUACACGUGUGCUGUUUGUUGGUUUUUUAGUGCAAUUUCUUCUGUAGCUAUUCUUUGACCAAACUGUGGGUAUUGUUAAUAUUAAUUUAUAUUUGUCUCAUUUUGUAUGUAUGUGUAGUGUGUGAGUAUGUGUGGUUUAUAAUCCGACAAAGUCAUGAAGCUCAGUUUGGCUGUAAUUUAAUUCCCCUUCCCCUUAUUUUUAUUUUUGUACUGUGCUGAUUCAAUAAAAUGCACUGACCAUCCAUUA
Nycticebus coucang (slow loris) is the source of this 3935-nucleotide messenger RNA. It is a transcript of the gene CDK5R1, whose product is annotated as cyclin dependent kinase 5 regulatory subunit 1. NCBI's taxonomy places the organism in Eukaryota, Metazoa, Chordata, Mammalia, Primates, Lorisidae. Gene Ontology annotation, biological process: positive regulation of cyclin-dependent protein serine/threonine kinase activity; brain development; activation of protein kinase activity. The record is from RefSeq and is a predicted model, not a curated record. Gene Ontology annotation, molecular function: cyclin-dependent protein serine/threonine kinase activator activity; protein kinase binding. The coding region runs from base 261 to 1181 and encodes 306 amino acids. The transcript is spliced from 2 exons. Gene Ontology annotation, cellular component: cytoplasm; protein kinase 5 complex.